Molecule: messenger RNA, 126 nt
Organism: Acaulospora morrowiae
Lineage: Eukaryota; Fungi; Glomeromycota; Glomeromycetes; Diversisporales; Acaulosporaceae
Source: the annotation of a GenBank genome assembly
AUGCAAAGAAAUUUAACACCCAAACAAAACAAUUACAAACUCUUACAAUUCAAAAUAACACAGCAAAACAGAAGCAUAACAGAAUUCUCUGCCCAAAGAAAGCUGGAACGAACAGGCAGCAAGUAA